AUGGACAGUUCCUCAACUAGUGAAGAAAACACAACAGCAGCCGCAGCUUCUUAUUCACUCUACUGGCUUGAUACCAACGCCAAUGAUGCUGAACCGCUCCAAAAUAGGUUAAAAAACAUUGUUAACAACAAUAACUUUAGAGUAUUUGAAAAUCUGGAAGAUUGUGAAGGAACAAUUCGAUUGUCAGUUGAAGAAAUCAUUGUCUUAAUUGUAUCAGAUAGUCGCGCAGUACAAUUAGUAUCACGUGUCCAUGAUCUACGACGAGUAUUAGCUAUAUAUGUCUACGGUUCAAAUGAAGAAUUUCAUCUACUGUGGAUAAAAAAUUUUAAAAAAGUGAAGAAUGCUAUCGUCCAUGAAAACGAUUUAAUUUAUCAAAUUCAAAAAGCUUAUCGUUAUUGUCAACCACUUGGUAGAAUCAAAUUUUUUAGCAAUGCUGAUCAAUCCCAACAACAAUCGCAUAAAAAUUUAAAAUUAGAGAAUGUCACAUUUGUCUGGCAACAACUGUUUAUCGAAAUUCUCCUUCGAUUAAAACAGGAAGAAUAA
Messenger RNA from Didymodactylos carnosus, 543 nucleotides. The record is from the annotation of a GenBank genome assembly. NCBI's taxonomy places the organism in Eukaryota, Metazoa, Rotifera, Eurotatoria, Philodinida, Philodinidae.